UCAUCAGUGGGGGCUUGACUUUCUUUUCUCCCCUCUUAAAAUAUGCAUCUUGGAUCCGGCUUUAAUUCUUUCUUACUUUGUAUCCCAGCCUACCUUGAAAAAUAGCCUACGUCGCGGCUCCGGUUUUAAUUUUUCUGCGCCUUCAGCCCUUUGCGCGCCAAACUUGCCAACCCCGAGGAUGCGGUAGCCGGCCCCCACUCAGCAUCGUUGCUCCUCCAGGGUUUGGUGUUUGAUUUUCGCAGCUGCUCAGACGAUUGGUUCGGUAACUUUGGGAUUGCCUUGUCUUUUUCGGGUGUCUUGGAUUGCCUUGCAGCACGGAGAAAAGAAGCGGAGGAUUCUACGCGGAGGAGCGACACAGAAAGGCGAAAGGAGGGGGAGAGGGAAACACAGGAGAAGCCUCCAUGUUUCAGCUGCCCAUCUUGAAUUUCAGUCCCCAGCAGGUCGCCGGGGUCUGCGAGACUCUGGAGGAGAGCGGGGACGUCGAGCGCCUCGGCCGCUUCCUCUGGUCGCUGCCCGUCGCACCAGCGGCCUGCGAGGUCCUCAACAAGAACGAGUCGGUGCUGAGAGCCCGGGCCGUCGUCGCCUUCCACACGGGAAAUUUCCGUGAGCUCUUCCACAUCCUGGAGAACCACAAGUUCACCAAAGAGUCGCACACGAAGCUGCAGGCGCUGUGGCUCGAAGCGCACUACCAGGAGGCGGAGAAGCUGCGGGGACGCCCGCUGGGGCCGGUGGACAAAUACAGGGUGCGUAAGAAGUUCCCCCUACCCAGAACCAUCUGGGAUGGAGAGCAGAAAACCCACUGCUUCAAGGAGAGAACCCGGCACUUGUUAAGAGAAUGGUAUUUGCAGGAUCCCUACCCGAACCCCAGUAAAAAGAGGGAGCUUGCACAAGCUACUGGACUUACCCCCACACAAGUAGGAAACUGGUUCAAAAAUCGCAGACAAAGAGACAGAGCAGCAGCUGCGAAGAACAGGCUUCAGCAGCAGGUCCUGUCCGGGGGCUCGGUUCGCUCCCUGGCGGACGAGGACGGCACCGUUGACCGCCUGGGGAGCUCGUCCAGCCCGGAGGCCAGUCUGUCCAGCAAAGCAGCCGCCUCGGCCAUCUCCAUCACCUCCAGCGACAGUGAAUGUGACAUCUGACGGGCACGUCCAGGGUGUUGAUGAGUUAGCGGAGGAUACGAGACAAGUGAAAGACAAUCUAAUAAAACAAGUUAUAGUGCCUGCGUUGAGUUAAACACACACACACACACGCACACACACGCACGCACACACACACAAGAACUGAUAUUUCACGACUGCCAAAACACGAGGGGACGUGCGGGGGACUGCCCGUCCUUGUCCUUUUAGGCCUAUACCUUUCUUUGCGUUUAACCCACAUGGAUAACUGAACUUAAUACGGACGACUCAUAUUACCCGGACUAAUAAACCAACGCCGAGGUGAAGCAUAAAAAAGAAGAAGAAGAAAAAAGGAGGGAAAAGGAUGAAGGCACCUGAGCGCCUAACCUGCUGUUCUCUGUGGGUAUUUCAUGUUGAAAAAGAACUGUGAUAUUUUUACUUUACUUUCAAAGUUUUAUAAAUAAUGUUUAUUUGCCUAUUUAAAACGAUCUGCUCUGUCUCUUCGAAUUUCAUAUUCAUUUGCUUGGUGUUUUUAAUACUUACCUUGUACACAGGUGGACCUGUUGAGCAUGCGCGCUUUAGUGAAAAUGUGUUUCAAUAAAAGAAAAACAGUAAAGAUAACUUAAUAAAAAAUAAUUGUUCAUCAAGAUAGAAUAAAGUUUAGUCUUAUUUUUUUGAUUGUCCUGUGGAAAAAAAAGAUACAAAGUGAUUAAUAAAAUUGAAAAACAUAAAUAUUAGUAGGCUACUGUUAUAUAAAAUCCUCUUGGCUGUUUUCAUAGAGAGGGAACCUUUCGUGAUUAUAACACCACAGUGCCAUAUUUCCUGACAGGGUUUAGAGCCAGGCCUAAUUGGCCAGCACGCUGUGCGUCCUGUAAUGCGGGGUGACAGCGAGAGGUCACCGAGGGGCCGGCUCACUAACCCGGAUGAUCUGCGAGACAGAACGUAGACAUCAAACCACAGCACAUUGUGGAAACGGCCUUCUUAAAACGUCCAAGUGUCCAUGUUCCCAAAACACCCAGGCUUUAAUUUAGUAAUCAGGCCGAAAGGACUACGGCCACAUUUGUUAUGGACAAAUUAACAGAGCUAUUCUGUUUGGUUUGUAUAGCCUAUAGCAUUAAAGUACACAUAUAGUAUUAUCUUCAAACUAUGAACAAAAUGGCAUUUUGGUAGAUUUUUAAUUUUAUUUAAAUACAGGUUUGUUGAUACUUUACCAAAAAUUAACACAAAAUUCACGAAAUAAUUUUUCCUCUAGUGGUGUAAAGCUAAUAUAGAGAAAUAAUAAUAAUAAUUUGUAAUAGGCUGUUUUUGACUGAUGCUUUCGCUACAAUAUGGCUGCACCACUCUUCAAAACUUAAACCUGUGACUGUGAUAUUUUCUUCCAGAGUUAAAACAAUGUUUGUUAAAUAUAUACCGAUCAAAACAUUAAAGGAACACUCGAUCAUCACAGUAUAACACCAAGUCAGUUAAACUUAAGAGAUGUCAAUUUGUCCAUCUGGGAAGCACAAAUGAUUGUGAAUCAGUUUCACUUGCUUUGGUGCAAAUGAAGGUGACAACAGGUGUAAUGGAGAGGCAAAAGCAAAGGGACUGGGUUUGUUUGUGGUGACCCCAGACAAAUGUACUCUUCUUACCCUUCUUGACCGAUUCUUCUCAAGUUUUGUGUUUAGUGUCCUUGUCACUACUGGUCGCAUGAGGCAGUAUCUGCAGCCCAAUCAGGCUGCACAGGUAAUCUAGUUACUCCAAGAUGGCAAAACCAUAGGUGCAGUCGCAACAAGGUUUGUUGUGUCUCCCAGCACUGUCUCAAGAGCAUGGAGGAAAUACCAGGAGACCUGCCGUUGCAACAGGAGAGCUGGACAGGGUCUUAGAAGGGCAACAACCGAGCAACCAACCAGUAUUUGCUCUGUGCAAAGAGGAACAAGAGGAGCAUUGUAAGAGCCCUACAAAAUGACCUCCAGCAGCUACUGGUGUACAUGCUUCUGACCACACUCUUAGAAACAGACUCCAUCAGAGUGGCAUGAGGGCCUGACGUCCUCUAGUACACUAACGUUACCUUGGAUCCUCAGAACAAUUGUCAGACCUUACGAUGGCACAGUGGGCUUUGGGUUUCUCCUGGUGCAGGACAGUGCCCGGUCUCAUGUGGCCAGAGUGUGUAGGCAUUUGCUAGAUGACAAAGGCAUUGAUGCCAUUGACUGACCCUCAUGUUCCGCUGACCUAUAUCCAGUUGUGCACCUAUGGGACGUUGCGUACCGGUGCAUCCGACUCCACCAAGUACCACCACAGACAGUCCAGGAGCUCACUGAUUCCCUGAUCCAGGUCUGGGAGAAAAUCCCCCAGGACACCAUUCACCUCAUCAGGAACAUGCCUAGAAGUUAUCGGGAGUGCAUAAGGUACGCGGCGGCCAUACACCCUUCAGAGUCACAUUAUGAGUUGCUGAGAUGAAACUCAAGCAACUUGAAUGAGCCUGUGGUUCAGUGUUUCACUUUGAUUUAAAUACAGCCUUCCACGGGUGUAUGAUUUUGGUUUCCAUUGAUCGUUGUUAUGUCAUUUUG
Monopterus albus (swamp eel) is the source of this 3661-nucleotide messenger RNA. It is a transcript of the gene six6a, whose product is annotated as SIX homeobox 6a. The record is from RefSeq and is a predicted model, not a curated record. Gene Ontology annotation, molecular function: RNA polymerase II cis-regulatory region sequence-specific DNA binding; DNA-binding transcription factor activity, RNA polymerase II-specific. The transcript is spliced from 2 exons. Gene Ontology annotation, biological process: regulation of transcription by RNA polymerase II; eye development. Gene Ontology annotation, cellular component: transcription regulator complex; nucleus. Bases 402 to 1139 code for a protein of 245 amino acids. Lineage: Eukaryota; Metazoa; Chordata; Actinopteri; Synbranchiformes; Synbranchidae.